Bactrocera oleae (olive fruit fly) is the source of this 664-nucleotide messenger RNA. The record is from RefSeq and is a predicted model, not a curated record. NCBI's taxonomy places the organism in Eukaryota, Metazoa, Arthropoda, Insecta, Diptera, Tephritidae.
GUUCAGAUAAAAUUAUUCAUUUAAUUUGCCAUAAAAGCGACUAAAAAUCUACGAAUUAGUUUAGAGCGUUACUAGCUUGAGCAUACACCACAGUUGGAAUCGCACAAAAUGGAUUACACUUCCUUCGCAAAACUAUGGAUUUCGUUCUUAUUUAUAGUUUGUACCACUACUUUAACACAGGCGUGGUUUUUACCUCAAGGUUAUGGCUCUAGCGAUUUCGGCUUCAAUGGUUUUAUCUUUAAUGGUUUGGGCUUAGCCACCACAUCCGAAUUUAAAUGCCGAAGGGUCGGUCGCUAUCCCGAUCCAUACGACUGCCGUAAUUUUUAUGAUUGCUACAGUGGUGGUACAUAUAACCGCUAUAGAUGCGGCCCCUUUAAACGGUAUUCGGUUAAUCGGCAAGGGUGUAUAAACGCCUCCAGCGUAGCUUGCUAUAAUCUGGCUUUUAGUUGCUCUUCUACCGGUGAUAUGGGUGCAUGGCCUGGUGAUGCAAGUAUAUUCUAUAUCUGUGAGGUUAGUGGUACCAGUGGAAGAUUAGUACCUUCGCUAUUAAGAUGCCCCCAAGGUUUGUUAUUCAAUGGCGAAAUUUGUGCAUAAUUUGGUGGAAGAUGCUAUUUGUGUCAGAUUUGUUGUACUUACAAAUAAAAUCUAAAUCUAUGAAUUUUAA